This is a messenger RNA of Talaromyces atroroseus, 306 nucleotides long. RefSeq lists its product as hypothetical. The transcript has 2 exons. The coding region runs from base 1 to 306 and encodes 101 amino acids. The record is from RefSeq and is a predicted model, not a curated record. NCBI's taxonomy places the organism in Eukaryota, Fungi, Ascomycota, Eurotiomycetes, Eurotiales, Trichocomaceae.
AUGGAUGCUAUCGUUGCUCGGGUCAAAGAAUGGGCUACAACUGCCAAUGAGGCAGACCGCAAGAAAGUGAUAAGCAUUUUGCGCAAUUUGAGCUACGCUAUUGACACACCGUAUGUCGGUCUGCACCUUCAAAUCACGGUUGCUCGUUUUGGCAUUGAGCUGGGCAUCUUCGCAGCUCUAAACGAAGCAAAGGAACCGCUCAGUAUAGCAACCCUAACCCAGAAGUCUAGAUCUGCUCCAGAAAUUCUCAGUAUGAUGAUAGAAAUCAAAAGGUUUACUUGGACUAUGGAUCUGAAUUAUGUAUAG